AAAGUAUUUUUUCAUUAUUAUUACAUAUAUUUAUUUAAUUUAUUUAAAUAUAUAUAUAUCAAGUGGAUGCACCAUGAAAUUUUCUACUAAUACUAAUAGCAAUUAGCUAUGAAGCUGUCAUAAAAGACCAAAUUAAAUUCUGUGGGGAUUUUUGAAGUAGUUAUCUAUCUUUAUCUUAAUUAUUUGCAAAAAAAUGGAUAUUAGCUAUUUUGGAAACCCUAAUGCUUCAAACCCUUAUCAUCACUAUAAUAAGAAUAAUAAUAUAGCUCCUUCUUCUUCAUCUGAUUUCAUUAACUUUUCUGAUUAUCUUGUGCUUGAUGAUGUUGUUUUUGUUGAUAACAAUAAUAAUAUUAAUAAUCAAGAGUAUUACUCAUCAUGGUCACAAAGUUCAGAAACUGAACAAUCAUCAGAUAAGGCAGCUUCUAGUUCCACCACCACCACCACCGCCGAUGUUGUCAUUAAUCAAGGAUUAAUCAGUGAUGAAACCUCUAUCAACAACAAUAACACGACCACGACGAUAAAGCGCAAAACUGGAGGGAUUAAAGAAAAUACAGUAGAAGUGAGCCCAAGAAUCACGUUUAGAACGCGAUCGCAGCUUGAGAUUAUGGAUGAUGGAUACAAAUGGAGGAAGUAUGGAAAGAAGUCAGUCAAGAAUAGUCCAAACCCAAGGAACUACUACAAGUGUUCAGGUGAAAGAUGUGGAGUGAAGAAAAGAGUGGAAAGGGAUAGGGAAGACUCAAGCUACGUGCUAACAACUUAUGAAGGUGUUCACAAUCAUGAGUCCCCGUGCACUUCAUACUACACUAGUCCAGUGUCUUCUAAUUUGGUCUAUUCCGAUCAAUGGACUUCUGCAAACUCAUCAUCUUCUAAUUAAUUUGGUCUAUAGGUUAUAUACCAUAUUAUUAUAUAGUAAUUAGUAAGUAUAUAUGUAGCUAUAGGCUAUAGCUGGCUACUCUUAAUAAAAGGUUGGGAAUUAGGUUUGAUCGAGUUGCCAAUUAAGUUGCAUCGGCUAUUAUAGCUCGCCGUGCUAUUUUUUUUAAUGGCAAAGAUAUAUUAGAAAUUACAAAGAGUAUAAGAAGUACUCGAAAGCUGAAACGGCGGGGAAAGAUGUGCGUGGUAUCUGUCCGGUGAAUUUUGCGAGCCGUGUUUAGCUAGCUUCAGCUUCUAGCUAUUCCUCUUUGUAUAGGUCAUCUUGCUUUGUUUUUGUGGCUCUUUUGCCACUUACAUUCUGUUGCAGACUUACAGUGGUUAACUUGUAUAUAGUUUUUCCUCUCUUUUUCUGAUA
This is a messenger RNA of Trifolium pratense (red clover), 1285 nucleotides long. RefSeq names its product probable WRKY transcription factor 51. Lineage: Eukaryota; Viridiplantae; Streptophyta; Magnoliopsida; Fabales; Fabaceae. The coding region runs from base 194 to 874 and encodes 226 amino acids. The record is from RefSeq and is a predicted model, not a curated record. Gene Ontology annotation, biological process: regulation of DNA-templated transcription. The transcript is spliced from 3 exons. Gene Ontology annotation, molecular function: DNA-binding transcription factor activity; sequence-specific DNA binding.